AUGAACCUCAGCAACACAGCAAUGCGUGUGCGCACCGUUCAGGGCGAGAUAUGGGAUGUGGAGUGUAGUCUUGCAGUGGUGCGGUUGCUGCUACGGGGUCGCCGAUGGCGCCUGGCGCUGACUCAUGUUGACGAGGCACUGGAACUGCCAGACAUGCAGCGAGUCAAAGCGCAAGUGCUCGUGGACCCUGCCGGUCAUUUACGGCAGGAGGCGUUCCCAACCUCGCCCACACAGACAAUACUGACGCACUAUACCCAGUUACUCACGGCAGCGUUGCAGGCAACGGCGAUCGGUGGCGACAGUGAGCGCGCAUCAGUGUACUACGAUGCCUUCAAAGCACUACUACGUUACGUCUUCGCUGAAACAGUUAACGUGGGUACUCUUCACGCAGCUGAAGAUUGCUCGCAGAAUAGCGAUAGUGAUGGGCUGGAUGCUGCGCUGGACAUGGCUACUUUGUCUGAAAGGGGCGCAGCUCACGCCUCUUGCGUGGAGGACCGAGUGCAGCAGACAGUACGAGAACUGGCGCCGCGUGCGCGCAUUUUGUUCUUCCGAGCUAUGACAAAGAGGAUGCUCACGUCGCAUGCUGGAAAAUGA
Molecule: messenger RNA, 594 nt
Organism: Leishmania braziliensis MHOM/BR/75/M2904
Lineage: Eukaryota; Euglenozoa; Kinetoplastea; Trypanosomatida; Trypanosomatidae
Exons: 1
Coding region: 1-594 (197 amino acids)
Source: RefSeq, a predicted model, not a curated record